UACGUGGGUGUAAUUUGAAAAUGAUUCUGGAAUUGUUACAGUGUUGUCAAACUGUUGUAACUGUCAGAUGUGAGUGCGUGGACCAAUGAGAAGAUUCCACAACACGGUGUAAAAGCAAGCACACGUCGGUCGGUUUUUAUAUAAAAAUUUGGAUUUAGUGUGGGAGCAGAGGACACGACAGUGGUUGUGGUUGUUUGUAUGGAGUUAUAUUAGUAUAUAGUGAAGAGUCGGUCGUCGCAGUCGUCGUGUUUUGUAGAGUGUUAAAAUGUUGUAUAGUUGGUUAGUAGUUUUAGCGGUGGCCCUCCUCGCCGUAAGGGCCCAGGCUAUUUACUCGUCCGGUUCGAGCGUGAUCGACCUUACGCCAAGCAACUUCGAUAGGCUGGUGGUGAACAGCGACGAGAUCUGGAUCGUCGAAUUCUACGCCCCGUGGUGCGGCCACUGCAAGCAACUGGUGCCAGAAUAUCAGAAGGCCGCGACCGCCCUCAAGGGUGUCGUCAAGGUGGGCGCCGUCAACGCCGACGAGCACAGGAGUAUCGGUGGCCAGUACAGCGUACAAGGCUUUCCGACCAUCAAGAUCUUCGGUGCCAACAAGCAAAAACCGGAGGACUUCAACGGCGCCAGAACCGCCGACGCUCUGAUCGAUGCCGCCCUCGCCGCGAUAAAGAGCAAGGUUAAAGGUAAACAUGGUUCAUCCUCUGGUGGAUCAUCCGGUGGUGGAUCGGGAAAUGCCGACGAUGUGAUCGAGCUGACGGACAGUAACUUCGAUAAAUUGGUUCUGCAAUCGGAGGACAUGUGGCUCGUCGAGUUCUUCGCCCCAUGGUGCGGUCACUGCAAGAAUCUGGCACCUCACUGGGCUAAAGCCGCCACCGAGCUUAAAGGUAAAGUUAAACUCGGCGCUCUGGACGCGACGGUGCACACUUUGAAGGCGCAGAAAUACGGAAUCCGCGGUUAUCCGACCAUCAAGGUCUUCGCACCUGGCAAGAAAGAUUCCGACUCGAUGCAGGAGUACGACGGUGGGCGUACCGGAAGCGAGAUUGUCAAUUGGGCGAUGGAUAAACUUGCAGAGAACAUCCCCGCCCCCGAACUGAUCCAAGUGACAGAUAAGAAGGGAUUCACAGAUGGUUGCGACUCUAAACCGCUCUGCGUGGUAACAGUAUUGCCGCACAUCCUCGAUUGCCAAGCCGAGUGCAGGAACACCUACAUCAAACUGUUGAAGGACAUGGGUGAAAAGUACAAGAAGAAGAUGUGGGGUUGGAUAUGGACGGAGGCGGGUGCUCAGCCGGAGCUGGAAAACGCCCUCGACAUCGGUGGAUUCGGAUAUCCGGCGAUGGCAGUUGUCAAUGCCAAGAAGAUGAAGUACUCCAUUCUUCGCGGUUCUUUCAGCCGCGAUGGACUCAACGAGUUUCUGAGAGAUCUUUCGUACGGUCGUGGAAACACCGCUCCGGUGAAGGGUGCAGAGCUUCCAAAGAUUUACAAGACUGAGCCGUGGGACGGCAAGGAUGGUGAACUGCCGCAGGAGGAGGACAUCGAUUUAUCGGACGUCGAUUUGGACGAGAAGGAUGAGCUGUAAACAAAAAACAAAAAAUAUAUGCAGCGAUUCAAUUUUUACUACCCUCAGGCUUGUUGUAAUUAACUUUAAAAACAACAACAACAACAACAAUUAUCGUGUACAAUACCUAAUUAAUAUUAGAACUUU
Molecule: messenger RNA, 1696 nt
Organism: Nicrophorus vespilloides
Lineage: Eukaryota; Metazoa; Arthropoda; Insecta; Coleoptera; Silphidae
Gene: CaBP1
Product: protein disulfide-isomerase A6
Exons: 1
Coding region: 266-1570 (434 amino acids)
Biological process (GO): response to endoplasmic reticulum stress
Cellular component (GO): endoplasmic reticulum lumen
Molecular function (GO): protein disulfide isomerase activity; protein-disulfide reductase activity
Source: RefSeq, a predicted model, not a curated record